UAUAUUGAAAGCUGUUCUAUCAAGUUUUAAGUGUGUCUUUCUUGCAAGCAAUGUCAACAUUCCUUUCCCUUCACUCAAAACUAUGCUGAACUAUAUAGAUAUACCUUAUCAACAAACAAAUCUAUGCUGCAUAUACAAUACAAAGGUGAUCAAAACAAAACACAAUAUCAAAGGAAGGUGAAACGAGGUUGUAUACGCAAUGGACAUCAAUUUAGAAAUCAACGAUGCUUCUGCAAAUAAUGAUGAACAAAAGCAACCCCUUCUGCGAAACGCGGAGGUUCCAGAAGCGGAGAGGAACCUGAUACAGAAAGCUAUAAGUUCAACAUUUCAAAGUACCGCGCACUUGGCAAACCUUCUACCUACCGGCACUGUUCUAGCUUUCCAACUUCUGUCACCAAUUUUUACAAAUAUUGGCAACUGUGACUCUGUCAGCAAGUCCAUGACUUCUGUACUUGUGACUCUCUGUGGUGCUUCAUGCUUCCUGCUAAACUUUACUGAUAGCUUUAGAGACAGCAAGGGGAAUAUAUGUUAUGGUUUUGCCACUUUUAAAGGCUUGUGGAUCAUUGAUGGAUCAACCAAACUUCCACCACAAGUUUCUGAAAAGUAUCGCAUACGGUUUAUAGACUUCAUGCAUGCAAUGAUGUCGAUUUUGGUAUUUGCAGCAAUUGCAUUAUUUGAUCAGAAUGUGGUGAAUUGCUUUUUUCCAGAACCAUCAAAUGAGAUACAGGAAAUCUUAACGGCAUUGCCUGUGGCAAUUGGCGUUUUCUGCAGCAUGCUUUUUGUUGCAUUUCCUACUGAAAGACAUGGAAUUGGCUUCCCCCUUUCAACAAGUUAAUAAUUGUGAUAUUAUUUAUGUUCAUGGUUGUAUCCGAUUUCAAUGACUUGUUUGAUUAUGGGAAAAAAAACUAUAUAUAUUCAACCUAAGUGCAUUAUUUUAUAAAAUCAACUUGUAAAUACUUUGCAAAUACAAGGCAAGACACCUUACAAUA
Lathyrus oleraceus (garden pea) is the source of this 989-nucleotide messenger RNA. RefSeq names its product protein DMP6. The transcript has a single exon. NCBI's taxonomy places the organism in Eukaryota, Viridiplantae, Streptophyta, Magnoliopsida, Fabales, Fabaceae. Bases 200 to 835 code for a protein of 211 amino acids. Gene Ontology annotation, biological process: endomembrane system organization. The record is from RefSeq and is a predicted model, not a curated record.